Linnemannia hyalina is the source of this 495-nucleotide messenger RNA. NCBI's taxonomy places the organism in Eukaryota, Fungi, Mortierellomycota, Mortierellomycetes, Mortierellales, Mortierellaceae. The record is from the annotation of a GenBank genome assembly.
AUGUUCCGCCCAUUCCUCACCCGCGCUAUCCCCGCCCAGACUGUCGCCAAGCGUGCCCUCUCGACCGGCAUUCCCAAGACCUCGCCUCUUUGGACCCUCGGCCGCUUGAACCAUGUCGCCAUUGCAACUCCCGAUAUCGACCAGUCGACCGCCUUCUACCGCGAUUUGUUGGGUGCCAAAGUCAGCGCCAAAACCCCUCUUCCCGAGCACGGAGUGUACACAGUCUUCGUCGAACUGGGCAACACCAAGAUCGAGCUCCUCCACCCUCUCGGCGAGAACUCACCCAUCCAGGGGUUCCUUAACAAGAACAAGGCUGGCGGCCUUCACCAUAUUUGUAUCGAGGUCGAUGAUGUCUACAAGGCCGUGGAUGAUCUGAUGGCCAAGGGUAUUAAGGCCCUCAACCCUAUCCCCAAGAUUGGCGCCCAUGGCAAGCCUGUGGUCUUCUUGCACCCCAAGGAUUGUCAUGGUACCUUGGUUGAGCUCGAGCAGAGCUAA